AGACGUUGUUUUGGUUAUUGUAGUUUAUUGAUCUUAAUUACACCGUACAUGUACACAUGUAGGUCGUUUAAUAGAGUAAACAUCGUUAAUAAUUGUUUGUAUCCGGAUACAUUAGUCUGAGUGCACCUUGACGUGCUAGCCUAGCCUGCUAGUUAGCUUAGCUUAUUAGCUGCUAACAAAGACACGCGGAAGUUAUCGACACAGCAAAGCAGAUAUCCAAUAAAAAAAAAAAACGAUAGCAGAGUACGAGGAGGACCUUUGUCCAACAAAAGAGGAGGAGCGACAACAUCAACUACUGGACGCUGUUUUUAACAAACACCAAGUUGUGUUACACAGAACAGACAUUUGUGAAGAACAUCUUCUCCCUGACUAACAGUAGUGGAGCAUCAGGAUGGAGCAGGAGGAGCCACAGCCUUCCCACUCUAAAGAGGAAGACGAGGCGCCACGGACCCCUCACAUUAAGGUGGAAGAGGAGGACCCACUGACGCCUCACAUUAAAGAAGAAGAAGAGGACCCACUGACUCCUCACAUUAAAGAGGAAGAGGAGGACCCACUGACCCCUCAUAUUAAGGAGGAAGAGGAGGAACGACUAACCCCUCACAUUAAGGAGGAAGAGGAGGAACGACUAACCCCUCACAUUAAGGAGGAAGAGGAGGAACACAGCAUUAGUCAGAAGGGAGAGCAUCUUGAAUGUUUGGAGGAGUUCCCAGUGAUUGGUGUGAUUGUGAAGAGUGAAAAUGAGGAGAUCAAAGGUGAAAGUGAGGAGAAGAGAGAGGCGGAGCCUCCAAGCAGCAGCUCAACUCGACACAUGACAACAGAAGCCAAUGGAGACCACUGUGGAGGAUCACAAGCAGACAAGAUCUUAGCUCCACUAUCAGAUAGUGACGACACAACGUCUCACUCUCCUGACACUGAUGAUGAAGACUCUAAAGAUGAUAAGACAUGUCACUCAGACAACACACACUUUACAUGUUCUCACUGUGACAAAACUUUUAGUUACCGGGGUAAUCUUAAAGUACACAUGAGAAUACACACUGGAGAAAAACCUUUUUCCUGCUCAGAAUGUGGUAAAAGAUUUGGACGAAAAAAUGUGUUGAAUUUACACAUGAAAACACACACUGGAGAAAAACCUUUUUCCUGUUCAGUAUGUGGUAAAGGUUGUAUACAAAGUAGCGAUCUGAAAGUACACAUGAGAAUACACACUGGAGAAAAACCUUUUUUCUGCUCAGUUUGUGGUAAUCGAUUUGCACGAAGUAAUGUGUUAAAAGACCACAUGAAAACACACACUGGAGAAAAACCUUUUUCCUGUUCAAUCUGUGGUAAAGGUUUUGUACAAAGUAGCCAUUUGAAAGUACACAUGGGAAUACACAAAUGUGAGAAAGCUUUUAUCUGUUCAAUCUGUGGUAAAGUAUUUGUACAUAGUAACUAUUUGAAAAAACACAUUAGAACACACAUGGGAGUAAAAACAUUCUUCUGUUCAAUCUGUGGCAAAGGAUUUGUACGUUGUGACUAUUUGAAAAAACACACGAGAAUACACACUGGAGAAAAUCCAUAUUCUUGUUCAGUAUGUUGUAAAGGUUUUGUACAAAAACAGAAUUUAAAAGUACACGUGAGAAUGCACACUGGUGAAAAACCUUUUCGUUGCUCAAUAUGUGGUAAAGGUUUUGUAACAAGUCAGUUUAUGAAAGUACACAUGAGAAAACACACUGGAGAAAAACCUUUUUCAUGUUCAAUCUGUAGUAAAGGUUUUAAACAAAGCCCACAUUUGAAAGCACACAUGAGAACACACAUUGGUGAAAAACCUUUUAUCUGUUCAGUCUGUGGUAAAGGUUUUACUCGAAGUUACCAUUUGAAAACACACAUGAGAAUACACACAGGAGAGAAGGUGUUGAGUUGCGGUGUGUGUGGUGAAAGAUUCUCUUCUAAGUACCAGUGUAAGAAACAUAAGUGUGCUGGUGAGAACAGAAGCAGCAAAUGAAGAUGCAGGAUUUGAAAUAAACUGUCAAAACUUUAACUUUGACUUUGCAACAUCAUAAAUAACAUGUGUGACAUCAUUGUUGUGUCUGUGUAACACAAUCUUGUUGAUAUGAUUAUAACAUUUAUAGAUUUGAUAUUUUAGAUUAGUGCUUGUUUUUAGUAAAUGAUAUUCAUUGAUAUACAACAUUGUGUACUUUUAUUUUAAAUUGAACAAAAAUUUGACAUAAAAGCUGAGAGUACACAUUUUACAUACAAACAUUGUAUGUAAAAAGAUCUCAGGGCAUUUAAUUGAAAAAAUGGUCACAAAUUGAUCCUCUAAGGACAGCCUUUCAGGAUAGUGUGGCCUAGCAGUCUAAGGUGCUGGAUUGAGGCUGGGUUUUAAUAGUCUAUUGUAUUUAUUUUUUUUUUACUCUUUUGUAAUAUGAAUAUUGUUUUGUGAUUGUUUUAUAUGUUUGUCCCCAGACUGUUAUGCAAUAAACAAUGUAUGCCUCAACAAAAGUUGGGUACAAUAAAUGUGGUUAAUAUUUGUUAAUAAUAAUGGCUACUGAGCUGUGAAUGUGAUGUAUGAAUUACAAAGAGAGAGAAUAUAUCCCACAACCACUACGCUGCUCUCUCUCUACUGACUUUCUUGAUAAAUCUGCCAACUUUUAAAAAUCAACUUUUAAGAACUAAGAAUCAAGAGAAGGCAUUUUUAAAGUCACUUUUUAUCUCUCCCGUGACAUUUAACCCUAGGGCAAUAUUUAGUGUUUGUGCAUUACUGUCAGUCCAACACUAGCAGAUUUUAGCUGAAUUGAACGGAUUUGUUGCGGCGUCUGGGAAAAAAUAGAAGCUCUGCGUGUACUGUAUAUUAGAGUUGUGGAAUGCGGAAUGGCAAUGGCACGUCGGUGACGUUCCGCGGGGGUGGAAACUGACACAUAGCCUUCAAAAAACGUUGCGGUGUGUGACGGUCCGCGACCGUUCCGCAUUCAGUGGAAAUCCUGGGUUAACUGAAACACCAAAUAACAAAUACAUGUCCAAAUAAAUCUAAAAACGACACGUUGAUGAGGACCUUGGUCCUAUUGCUUUAGA
This is a messenger RNA of Entelurus aequoreus (snake pipefish), 3045 nucleotides long. RefSeq names its product gastrula zinc finger protein XlCGF57.1-like. Gene Ontology annotation, biological process: regulation of transcription by RNA polymerase II. Lineage: Eukaryota; Metazoa; Chordata; Actinopteri; Syngnathiformes; Syngnathidae. The record is from RefSeq and is a predicted model, not a curated record. The coding region runs from base 392 to 1978 and encodes 528 amino acids. Gene Ontology annotation, molecular function: DNA-binding transcription factor activity; RNA polymerase II cis-regulatory region sequence-specific DNA binding. The transcript is spliced from 3 exons.